UUCAAACACCGAUCAGCUGGGCGGUCGGAUAUGUGUGGUAAAACACAAUGUUGUGCACAUUACCCAGUGAAGAUAAGCCCUGCAUGUCGUCGGAAGCUAGCACCAGCCCAGCCGGACGAACGACUAGUUUCGUCUACGGAGUGAUCACUGGAUUGUGCAUCGCUAUUUUGAUACUGAUUGGGCUAGUUCUGUUCUCCGAGUUAUUGAAAGGAACCAAGCCGGACCCACCCAAGAAGGUCGAUACCAAACUUCCAGUCGACCGUGUGGCCAGCACUUGAGGCUUUUCUUGAAAUACUGCCGAGAUAAUUGUUUAACCAGCUGGUGCACGUAAUGCCUACUAUGUUCGCCGGGUCGAAAGCUGAUAACAUGUUAAUCCAUUGAAUGAUCGGAGUACCGAAAUGCAGCAUAACAUUAAUUUGUUAAGAAUGAAAAUUCGAACAGCAACAAAUAGAUGUUGCACGAUUAAUCGUGAAUUAAGCUUGCAAAUGAGUGGGGCGUGAUUCCAGAGUUUUUGUUAUCUCAACUUUCUCUCCCAAAACUCUCGUGCAGAAUUUGGGCAAUUGGAUACUCGCUCACACUACUAUCACAGUAGGCCUGGUCGGUCUACAGAGGCUCACAAGUCACCGAAAAAGCAGAUCGCAAAGAUAAGGUGGUAAUUCUAAUCAGCAUUUUGUGCAGAUGAAUUCCAUGCAGCAAACGCUCCUCUUCGCCGACACAAAGGCCGUCCCAAGCCGACGCUAUUGCAAGAAUACCAUAUCCAUUGUUGAAAUAUCAUCUUUACUGGAGCCUAAGCAAUUUUAUUUUGUGUUACGAACACGAAGAUCCGGUUAUCCAUGUCCCUGUCGGUAGAGUGCAUACGACGGGCAGCUUCUAAGUGAACUGUAACACCAAAGGGAAACGCAAACAAGCAUAGCGUGUUGCCCGCCCAUCGAACCGACUACGCCGGAUAUGGGGCCAACGGCCAAUCGCUGACGAAAAUGCAGCACACCAUACUUACCCGCGAUCAAUCAACUGUACUUCCAAAAUCCAUUUAAUACAAUGGAGCCAACCGUGUCCUAAUUUCAACUCUACUUCCAAGCAAAAAGUUUGGAAUGACUUGUGCUGUAAUGAUAAAGGUUAUACCAGGAGAAUAAGGCUUCCGCUACCUUUGUACAUUCGACAUUCAAGCAGAAUUGCACGGAUUAGGUGACGGGGUUGUCAGUAAUCCUAAAACCGGUUACAUUCUAUCUUAGUUUUAUUCUAAAAAAUACACUAAGUUCUGCA
Dicrocoelium dendriticum is the source of this 1263-nucleotide messenger RNA. The record is from the annotation of a GenBank genome assembly. Lineage: Eukaryota; Metazoa; Platyhelminthes; Trematoda; Plagiorchiida; Dicrocoeliidae.